UUGUACAGUUGAUGACUUUGUUAGCAUCGUCUUACAGCUGGCACUGAUUUUGGCCGCAAGAUGCUGGAUAGUGUUAGAAAACUUGCUUUUUAGACGCGGUCAAGGAGAAAGAUAAAUGCGGAAUGUCAAUAACUUACCAUUACACUUCAACGAAGGAUCGGUGUACGUCAUAUGUUUUCCGUUAUUAUUAUAUAAUUCUUAUUGUGAUUGAAAAUAUACGAAAAUAAUCAUUAUUGAACAAGUAAAAAAAAGGCCAAGAAAGACUGUUUAAAAAAAUUAAGAAAAGAGAAGCGUAGAUCAAUCAUAGGAACCUGCAAUAAAGUUUAUAAUAAUCCGAGAGGUUCCUAUCUUUAUCAGUGAAGACAUUUGUUGCCCGUGACUCUGUCAUCAUAGAUUAGAUUAAGCUUAAGCCUCCAUACUAAUCAUCGUCAGUCAGACAAACUCGGGCCGAGACGCAGAGUGGGAGGCGUCCAGCUAAUGUUGUUCUUGAGAUCAACAGCAGAAGGAAGUGUAAAAUAGGUGACAGCAUUUAAAACUAGUCAUAGUUUGCAUUACUAAACGCACACGUUUCCUGAUAAUAUUUGUGGUUCCAGGUGGGAGUUUAUCCUGAAGAAGAUAAACUUGACCGUCUGGAAUAGAAAGUAAGGAAUUGGCGAAGUCCCUCGCCCAGAACAAGUGCAAUUAUUAAGCGAAUUCAUGAAAAUGAAGUGAAAUCGGAGGGUAAAGUGAGAUUUACGGUCUCCCAUUCUGGAGAGACUGGAGGUGAGUGUCUCCGAGUGGCGGAAGGAUGCUUCCAACGACAGCCAGUGGUCUUCCCAACAACAAAUCGAAAUGAGGGUCAGCAUGGACUGCAACGAAACCUGCUGUUCUUGGGGGGAGGGUCAAGUGAUGUGUUUCAGUGAUAACAACUUCACGGACAGGUGCAACCUCACGCACACGGAUUCGUGGGAGUUGGGAGUGAGGUGGGCGUUCACUGUCGUCAUCGCGGUCCUGGGCUUCUUCGGGAACCUGUCCAUCCUCAUCAUCCUCUUCAGGAACCGGCUCCUCUUGAGGACACCUGUGAACCGCUUCAUCAUGAACAUGGCAUUCGCCGACUUCAUGCUGUCCUGGUUGGGACCCGUGCAGUUCACCAUUUCAGACACUCACCAGUUCUACGUUUUAGGGGAAGUGUGGUGUCAUUGUGAAGGGUACAUCCAAAUCUUGGUGAUGUUAGUGAGCGCGCUGAGUCUAACUGUGAUCAGCUACGAUCGGAUGCUGGGAAUCGUCCGCCCCUUCCACAAGCAACUGCAGAUGUGGCACUAUGACGUCAUCAUCGUUUUCAUCUGGAUCCUGUCUGCUGCUUUCGCCUUACCUUUCAUGCUCUACAGAGUAUAUACGGUUCGCAUCUGGAAAGAUCUGACGGAGACCAAUUGCGGGGAAAACUCCAAGAUUGGCAUAUGGUGGAUAUUGACUCCGAUUGUACUCAUAUGGAUUCCCGUGGGAACCAUGGUCAUCUCCUACUCCUCUAUUCUGAUGGUCCUGAAGUGUUCCAAGUGGAGGCCCAGGCACACGGAGCAUCCUGCAAUCAUUCACCUGAAGAAGCGCGUGAUAAUUAUGAUGUUCAUCGUGGUGGUAGGAUUCAUCGUCUGCUGGGGUCCCUUCCAGGCCAACCGCAUUUUCUAUUUCCUCAACACAGAAAACGGGCGCUUCAAGGAUCCGACCAUCGGACAAGCUUACGAUAUUUUCACAACGGUGUCGCAGUACUUGUUGUACGUCAACCCGGCUUUCAACCCGAUUGUGUAUGGCCUGAUGCAUAACACGUUCAGGAGAGCAUUCAGGAUCACCUUCUCUUGCUUCUUCAAUAAAAAGUCGCCGUUCGUGCUAAUGAGGGGCCAAGGGCAUCAGCGCUACGUUUGGUCGAUGAAGUCGACCACAAGUGCCGCUUACGGACAGAAUCUGGAGGCCAACUUGAGGAGCAGGUCAAGGCUCCGUCACAAGAUGUGCCCGAGGUCUCUGGCGACUCCUUCAGCCAUCGUAUCGUCCUCGGCCAUGGUGGCUGCAAUCGCACUCGACCACCGCAAAACGGCAGGGCAAGACGUCCCAGACAGCAGCAAAACUCGAGGGGUCGAAGGAAAGACGGGGCAAACUCUCUUGUCGCACGUGAAUGAAAGUUACGUUCACGAUCUGCCGCCGCCCUCGAGGACGAGGUACAUUGCGAGCACGGGGGCACUCGGCCAUCUCAUAACGCAAGUCAUCGAAGAGGAGACGUCCAGCGACGUCGAUUCGGAGCGCAUUUUGUGAUUGCGUGAGGUUGUGGUCCUCCGCACUCAUUCAGUUCGUCUGUUCGGGUUUCCCAGAAACCCAUUUUGACCUCACCUGACUUCUAAGGUCUGCAGGAAAGCAGCUGCGUUAAGCCCCACUUUCAUCAGCGCUUUGGCAGCAUCGAAAAGUACUCAGCAGAAAGUCAAAUAAGUUCACGUAGAGGUACCUACAAAUCGUGUUCUCUCACAGAGCCAAGGUGUCAGGGACCUUCCAACGAAGCGGUGCAAAAAGUAGUGUAAGCGACUUCCAAGCAAAGUGGCGCUCGAAAUGCUCUCUUCUUCAUAUUUUUUUCAAGACCAAAGUCCAGUGGGGCGGGAAACCUAAUGCACUUUUCUAGUCUAGGCCAAAAGAAAACGAAGCCUGCCUCUUUAAGGAAGAAAGGUUUUAAGCUUAUAUAAUUGUACGUUAAAACUGAAUAGCAAAAUAGGUAAACGACGAGUAAAAUGUCAAAGGGUCAAUGAAAUAGUUAAGGAAGAACGAAGUAGGCGGAUGAUAAUUUUACCUUAUCUGUAAAAUGAUUUUGAAUGGUAAAAUGAAUCAAUUUGUUAGUGUUUGUUAUGGACGAGGUGUAUAAACUAAAUUUGUUUUGUUUUAUAUUUGCAAAAUAAGAAUGCAAUUAUAUGAAGUUA
Molecule: messenger RNA, 2930 nt
Organism: Macrobrachium nipponense
Lineage: Eukaryota; Metazoa; Arthropoda; Malacostraca; Decapoda; Palaemonidae
Product: substance-K receptor-like
Exons: 7
Coding region: 832-2280 (482 amino acids)
Biological process (GO): G protein-coupled receptor signaling pathway
Cellular component (GO): membrane
Molecular function (GO): G protein-coupled receptor activity
Source: RefSeq, a predicted model, not a curated record